Molecule: messenger RNA, 1731 nt
Organism: Paramecium octaurelia
Lineage: Eukaryota; Ciliophora; Oligohymenophorea; Peniculida; Parameciidae
Source: the annotation of a GenBank genome assembly
CAAAUUGUAAAUAUUGGUAUUUUAUAAAGAGUUCAUAAUAAAAAUUAGAAUCAGAGUUUAUGGAAGGGUAUUUAUUGAAAUGGGUUAAUCCAUUUUAAAGAUGGUAGAAGAGAUAUUUCAUACUUAAUGAUCAUAUUCUUACUUAUUGCGAUCAACCAGGAGGUAGAUCAAAAGGAUAGAUCCAUCUUAAAGUAGCAGGCAUCAAUGAAAGUAAGGAUGACCCUUUAAGAAUUAUUAUCAAUACAGGAACAGGUUAGAUUUUGUUAAAGGCAUCUAAUGUUGAUGAAAAAAAUAAGUGGUUGGUAGCAUUAAAGAAAAACUAGGAGUAUUGCCAAAGACAUUAAGUGUUUAAUUAUGGUUAAAGAAUUUAAGAACUUUUAACAGAUAUCUGGAGCAAUUUUGCCUUAUUUGAUGAAUAACUAACUUAUCUUUAAGAAAAAGCAACUUUAAGUGUGUAUAAGGAAAUCAACGAAAUUAUUAACCUAGGACAAUACUUGAAAAAUGGAAUUACCUUGUGUUGCACAUUGAUAGAGGAAGAAAAAAUUAAAUUGUAUGGAGAAUCGGAUACAAUUUAUGAGAGCUUCGAUUUUGAAAAUGAAAUACCAUUAAAUACCUAAUCAUCUAAUUAUUUAAUAAGAUAGGAAGAAUAAAAAUAAAAUUAAUUAGAAAAUUUCAACUCCCAACAAUUUUUGGAAACUAUCAAACUAUCAAAUCCUAUAAAAUAUAAUAACAUUAAAUACAACAGAGUUUAUUCCAGAAUCAGUAUAACUAAUGAAGCUACUAGGAAAUGUUUGCCCUAUAAAUAAGAUCCGGAUGAGAAAUUUGCAUUCUGGCCAUUUCUAAAGGAAUGCAUCGGAAAGGAUUUAACAAGAAUUCCAAUGCCAUGUAUACUUAUGAAAAUCAAAAUUUAGUAUUAUUUCACUAGCCUUUAUCUGCCUUAUAGUUUUUUGCAUCUUCAUUUGAAUAUUAUGAAACCUUGAAAUAAGCUGCGAGGGCUGAGGAUCCCUACAAAAGAAUGGCAUAUCUUAUUGCCUUUUCUUUAGUCAGGUGUCUCUUAAGUAUGGAUUGCUAAAAGAAAUUUUUCAAUCCUGUUUUAGGAGAAACCUAUGAAUACAUUACCCCUGAGUAUAAAGUAAUUAGUGAAUAAGUAUGUCAUCAUCCUCCAGUUACUGCUGUCCAUUGUGAAAGUGAAGAUUUCGUUUUUUCAAUCACAAUGGAAGCCACAGUAGGUUUUUCUGGAACCAGCAUAAUGGCCAAAUUACCUGGCUUGGCUCAUUUCAAAAACAAAAAAACUAAUGAAUAUAUGACUUAUUCAUUCCCUAAUAUGAUUGUUAAGAAUUUAUUAUUUGGAAAAAUGUACUUUGAAUAAGUGGGUGAAGCUAUUUAUACAAAUCACACAACAGGAGAUAUUGGAAUUUUAACUUUGAAAGAAAGAACUAGCCAAAAAGUAUAUAAUUUGUUAAUUAUUAGGAUGCUUAUUAACUAAAAGCUACUAUCAAAGAUAAAAAUGGUAAUAUCAGAAGUCAAAUUAGUGGGUAUUUUGAUAAAGAAAUUUAUGCCAAUAAUGAAUUAAUUUGGAAAAGAAAUUCUGUUGAUCCAGAAAGUAAAUGGUAUUACUUUUACCCUCAUCAUAUUCUGUAAUUAAUUAUUUAAGUGAAGAUAUUUUAAGAGUAUGAAUCUAUCAUUAUUACAUAAAGAGCAUACCAUAGACUGAUAGUAGAAUGAGAUCAG